Paramecium sonneborni is the source of this 441-nucleotide messenger RNA. Lineage: Eukaryota; Ciliophora; Oligohymenophorea; Peniculida; Parameciidae. The record is from the annotation of a GenBank genome assembly.
AUGAGAAAAGAGAAAAUUUUGGAUAACUUAUAAUUCAUUUCAUAUAUUCAUUUCAUAACCAUCUAACUACAGACGAGAGGAAACAUUAAUCAUUAUCAAUAGAAAAUUAGUGAUGUUAUAAAGAAAGAAAUUACCAAAAUCACCAAUUUUUUAAGAGAAGUCUAAGAUUAUCCCUAUAGUAAAAAAGAUUAUAGUACAAAAGCUUAUGAAAAGGAAACAAAAAAUAUAAUAAAGAAAGUAGCAGAGAAUAAGGGCAUCAUAAAUUUUAAAAAAAUUUUAGAACUACUCACAAGUAUAGAUGAAAAAUAUAUUUAAUGUGGUUUAAAGGGAGUACUGAUGAAGGUUGAUGUUACCAACAGAAACUUUGAAGGUAUCAGCAUGAAGAAUACAUCUUUGAUAGGAGUAUAUCUUAUUAGAUGUAAUAUUAGUGGAUCGAAGUGA